This is a messenger RNA of Calliphora vicina (urban bluebottle blowfly), 633 nucleotides long. RefSeq lists its product as uncharacterized. The record is from RefSeq and is a predicted model, not a curated record. The transcript has a single exon. NCBI's taxonomy places the organism in Eukaryota, Metazoa, Arthropoda, Insecta, Diptera, Calliphoridae. The coding region runs from base 1 to 633 and encodes 210 amino acids.
AUGGCUUUAGCUGAGGAACCACCAGCUGAUGGUCCUCCAGAAGACGGACCACCAGCAGAUGGUCCUCCCGCGGAUGGUCCGCCUGCCGAUAAACCUCCAGCAGAUGGUCCUUCAGAUGAUGAACCACCAGCAGACAAACCUCCUGCAGAUGGUCCUCCAGCUGAUAAACCUCCAGCAGACAAACCUCCAGCAGAUAAACCUCCAGCAGACAAACCUCCAGCAGAUAAACCUUCAGCAGGCAGUCCUCCAGCUAACAAACCUCCAGCAAAUAAACCAGCAGCAACUACUAAAAAACCUGCUGCAGCUACCAAGAAACCCACUCAAAAUAACAAGCUGGAAAAGGAAAACCAAAAGAGACGUCAACAAAUUAAAAAACAACAACAAGAAAUUAAGCAAACGAAACAAGUAGUUGUGAAAGAACAUCAGGCUAACGUAAAGAGGCGCGAAGCCAUCGAAAAGAGAGCCAAAGAAAACAAAAAGAGGCAACAGUUGGUUAAGAAUAGAAACGAAGUCAUGCAGAAAAGAGGUGAGAAAGUUAAUAAUCAGAGGGAGUAUCUCAAGAAAUUAUUAGCUGGCAAUACUGCUGCUAGGAAGAAGUUGAAUGGAGGAAGAGCUCCUAACCGGCAAGGAUAA